UGGGCGGGAGCCUUGGUGUCUCAGGCGGCCAAUGGCUUUAUCUGGAGCGGAGGCUGGUCGCGGGUCUCGGCUGAGGCUGACGCGGAAAAAGCCGCCCGCGCCCCGCUCCUCCUCUUGCUCCGGGCCUGGCGGCGGGGGGCAGGAGGGCAGAACUUCAAACAACCGCUCUUGGUUGGACCAAGAAGGGUUAAAUGAGUCUGAUGAAUUGUGGAAGCUGCUGGUAUUGAGAAGUGUGAACUCCAGUCUGCAUCAGGCCAGCCAGGAAAUGCCAGAUUUACCAGCAUUCUUUGACCAGAGCGCCAGGCAUAAUGAGAACUCACAGCAACCAGCCCUCUUUAAAGUUGGGACAGAAGAGUUUCAGUGGACACCUUUCCCACCUGCCUUCGCAUUUGCUGGUCAGUUAAAAAACCCAGACUCUUCUCAUUUCACAAAGGAGAAACCUACUCAGAUACUCUAUGAACAAGAGCAGAGAGUGGAUCAGAGCGGCGGGCCUUCCUGCCAGGGGGCCUCUGCUCUGGGCCGUGAGAACCUGGAACCGAGGCCUGACGGUGGAGCCGGGGUGAAAAGGCCUUCGGAGUGGAGAGACAGUAGCAUCGGGGCUUCGAAGAGCGGGCUUCCACAACACGCACCACUCUCCCAGCUCAGGAAAAAACAGAGACUGUGGGUGGAGGGUGAUACCUCCUCCCCAGCAUCUCCCCAGACCCUCACCUUGGAGGUGAGCCAUCCAGGGCGCUCUCCUUUGAAGAAACCCAGUCGCAGCCUUUGCUCAGAAGGUGCCAGAGUAGAAAAAGAUGCCACCUCUGCUGCCGUGAGCCAGGGAAUAGUGGUACUUGAUGGCUGUCCGAUGUGCCAGGUCCCAUUUACUGGAAAGUUCUCCCAGCUGGAUAUUGAUAGUCAUCUUGCUAAAUGCUUGUCAGAGAGUAUUGAAGAUGUGAUAUGGUAAACUUAGUAGGAAGAACCCACAAAUAUGACCUCCCCUACAGCAGAGUAGGGGAUCACAAGAAAUGGCCCCAGGCACCCCUGGCCCUGUGUGUAAACAUCCCCUCCCCGACUCUGGAUGCUCUGAAGAGCCCUUCCCAAGGCACGCUUCCCCGAGUCAUCACUGGGAUGUCCUGGGAGGCAGUGUCCUGGCUGGGAUGACUUCUUGACUCUGCCUUUUAAAAGUAGACAAUAAAAAUUCCAUUUUGAAUA
Molecule: messenger RNA, 1191 nt
Organism: Vombatus ursinus (common wombat)
Lineage: Eukaryota; Metazoa; Chordata; Mammalia; Diprotodontia; Vombatidae
Gene: FAAP20
Product: FA core complex associated protein 20
Exons: 4
Coding region: 32-943 (303 amino acids)
Molecular function (GO): ubiquitin binding
Source: RefSeq, a predicted model, not a curated record